AUGAUGAAUUUUGUGUUUUCAGAAAUUGAAAUCAAAAUUGAAAUUGUAUGUAUCGACAAUAUUGAUUUAAUACUUCAAUAAUUGAUCUUAGGUUUAAUUACUGGCUAUAUAAAAUUUAUUGUUAAGUCACUAUUGGAAUUAGAAUAAAGAUUAUAUUUUAUUUUUGAACUAACUGAAAAUUAUUUUCCUUUGUAAGGUGUGUUGAUUUCAAAACACCUUAAUAUUAUUUCCUCAGAAUAGAAAUACAGAAAUAUGAGAUUGAGUUUGGUGUAAUAAAAUGUUAUUGAAUUUUAGACUUGAGAGUUUUCUAGGGUGGAAUUAUGAUAACUUCAAUUAAAAGCCUUUGUAACAAUAUUGA
Molecule: messenger RNA, 358 nt
Organism: Paramecium pentaurelia
Lineage: Eukaryota; Ciliophora; Oligohymenophorea; Peniculida; Parameciidae
Source: the annotation of a GenBank genome assembly